Molecule: messenger RNA, 861 nt
Organism: Colletotrichum truncatum
Lineage: Eukaryota; Fungi; Ascomycota; Sordariomycetes; Glomerellales; Glomerellaceae
Source: RefSeq, a predicted model, not a curated record
AUGGACGCCGUCCGCUCUGCCCUUCAGCCUGUCACCCAUAACCUUCCGGCCCCGAUCCGCGACCUCGGCGUAUCCAUUAUCGGCGAGCAGUGCUACAAGUCGCUCCUGCUGGAUAUCAAUAUUGAGGAUACUGAGUGCAUCAAGCUUGGUUUGUCCAAAGGCAUCGGCCUGGGCAUUGUCGGCGUUUCGAGCAUUGUCAAGCUCCCGCAGAUUCGCAAGCUCACUUCCUCGCAGUCGGGCGAGGGCAUCUCUGUGCUCUCUUACCUCCUGGAGACCGCGUCCUACCUCGUCUCCCUGGCGUAUAACUACCGCAACCAGUUCCCAUUCAGCACUUACGGCGAGACGGCACUCAUCAUGGGUCAGAAUGUCAUUAUCACGGUUCUCGUACUGAACUACACCGGUCGCGCCGGACUUGCUGCCGUGUUUGUUACUGCGCUUGCAGUUGCCCUCGGCACGCUAUUUACUGGUGGCCUCAUUGAUAUGCAGACGUUGGGAUACCUGCAGGCCGGUGCCGGUGUGCUGAGCGUCGCGAGCAAAGUGCCACAAAUUCUGGCGAUCUGGUCUGAAGGCGGUACUGGACAGCUCAGUGCCUUUGCUGUCUUCAACUACCUCCUCGGAUCUCUCUCACGUAUCUUUACAACUCUUCAAGAGGUUGACGACAAGCUCAUUCUAUACAAUUUCAUUGCUGGUUUCGUUCUCAACGCGGUCCUGGCUACGCAAAUGGCGUACUACUGGAACGCGCCAUCCAAGAAGGCCAAGGGAAAGCAGAAGGUCCCUAUCGCUGCGGCCCCUGCUGCUUCUUCGGCUACCUCGUCUGCCACGCCAAAGAACAAGACUCCUACUACGCGUCGUCGUGGUUGA